Erigeron canadensis is the source of this 904-nucleotide messenger RNA. RefSeq lists its product as uncharacterized. The coding region runs from base 93 to 836 and encodes 247 amino acids. NCBI's taxonomy places the organism in Eukaryota, Viridiplantae, Streptophyta, Magnoliopsida, Asterales, Asteraceae. The transcript has 3 exons. The record is from RefSeq and is a predicted model, not a curated record.
UACACUUAAUCUUGUAUCUAAUUACGUAUAAAUAUUUCCACGUUAUCAAACCACUUUCUAUAUAUUAUAUUUUUGAUCAUUUAGUUUAAUUAAUGUCAGAGAAGCCUCCCCAUAGAAGGCUUCCGGGCAACCGGAAAUUCAGGCCUCUACAUUCUUUGACGUCGUCUACUCGUAAAUUUCCAACUCGUCAAGUAGUAAUUCGCCGAAAGCCAAAGAAGCCGUUGAAUAAGUUCAUUAGAAGAUGCUACUCGGAGCCUGUGAUGGAUCACUAUAUCGAUGUUGUUGGUGGCACGGUUGAUGAUCACGAAGAAGACGUAUUUAUCCAACCUCAGGCUUGUGGCGACGCCUGCUGGUCGUCACCGGAUAUAGUGUUUCCAUAUUCUCCACAAAAUGUUGAGGGGUACAAGGAGGAUUCAAAGGUGGUGAUGAAUGUAACAGUUGAGGGAAGCCCAGGACCGGUCCGAGCAAUGGUAAAAUUGGGUUCAAGUGUAGAGGAAACAAUGAAGAUAGUUAAAAGACAAUACAUGUUAGAAGGCAGGAGUCCUCAACUUGAUCAAUGUUCCAUUUCAGCCUUUGAGUUGCACUCAUCUUACUUCAGUCUCCAAUGUUUGGAUGCAUCAGACAAGAUCGGAGACAUAGGUAGCAGGAGUUUUUUCAUGCGUAAAUGUUCAAACGACGACUCCUACAUGAGAUCUGGCAUUAUUUCAACGAAGACAAACAAUUCUGCACCUCCAAAUCCGAUCAUUCUCUUCCCCCAUUUUAUUUCUCAUAACUUUAAAAAAAUUGGGAGACUGUCGAACAAACUUUUGAGAAUAUUUGGUUGCGUUGAUGAGUGAUUUUUUGUUCAACCCCAACGUCAUGUAUACACCCUAAUUGAGAAUAUGAUGAUGGAUGAUUAUGACUA